Oryza brachyantha (malo sina) is the source of this 1653-nucleotide messenger RNA. Its product is annotated as transcription factor MYB60-like. The record is from RefSeq and is a predicted model, not a curated record. NCBI's taxonomy places the organism in Eukaryota, Viridiplantae, Streptophyta, Magnoliopsida, Poales, Poaceae. The transcript has 2 exons. The coding region runs from base 467 to 1360 and encodes 297 amino acids. Gene Ontology annotation, biological process: response to auxin.
AAUUAGACAAACAGUGGCACCAAGCAGAAGUACGUACAGCUUGUAGGCAACCAGCUAUACUGAUAGUAAUACUACAGCCUUUCUUGCUAGCUUUAAGGUGUGUGGCCGUGUCACUGUCACCGAUUCAUGUGAUGCUGUUGACAGAAAAAGAAAGCACGCUGCAUCUGCAUGGAUGCAUAUAGAUAGAUGGAUGGAUCAUCCAUCUGCCCAAGCCCGAUCGACUGGCUUGCCAGAAAGUGAAAGUAAAUCAUCUCAUCAGAAAGUGAUCAGAGAUAGAUAGAUAGAUAGCAAGUGAAAAGGAGCUGAGAUCAGCUCACUCUCUCCCACUCACUCAACUCCUUCCUCUAGCUAUAUAUAUGCACACUGUCGGAAGCUCGGGCAGCACAGAGAGAGACGAUCGAUCGAGCUAGCAUAUUAGCUAGAGUUAGCUCGAUCGAUCCUGCCGGACCGGAGUUAGCAGCUAGCGAUGGGGCGGCCGCCGUGCUGCGACAAGGAGGGGAUCAAGAAGGGGCCAUGGACGCCGGAGGAGGACAUCAUCCUCGUCUCCUACAUCCAGGAGCACGGCCCCGGCAACUGGAGAUCCGUGCCCAUCAACACCGGGCUGAUGCGGUGCAGCAAGAGCUGCCGGCUCCGGUGGACCAACUACCUGCGGCCGGGGAUAAAGCGCGGCAACUUCACGGCGCACGAGGAGGGGAUCAUCGUCCACCUCCAGUCGCUGCUCGGCAACCGCUGGGCCGCCAUCGCCUCCUACCUCCCGCAGCGCACCGACAACGACAUCAAGAACUACUGGAACACCCACCUCAAGAAGAAGCUCGCCGCCGCCAGCUCCACCUCCUCCAGCCGCCACCCAAUCUUCGCCGACGCCACCUUCCCCUCCGCCGCCGGCAGCAGCAGCUCCGAGGUGACCUACCAGAUGCAGGCCAUCGCCGCCAGGCGCUCCCCCUUCGCCGACUGCCCUUCCUCCUCCUACGCCUCCAGCAUGGACAACAUCUCCAAGCUGCUCGACGGCUUCAUGAAGACCGCCCCCCCGUCGCCGCCGCCGCCGCCGUUGCAGCACUACGACUCCGGCUGCUACGACGUCAAGCCCUCCGUCGUCGAUGUCGGCAACCCGUUGCUGUCCUUCGACUGCAUGUCCGGCACCGACGACCUCGACUGCUUCGACGUUCACCAGCAGGCGUCGUUCAUGGAUCAGUACGGCGGCUAUGGCGGGUACGUCGACGAGAGCAAGCAGCAGGUGAGCCAGGCGCCGCCGCCGCUGUCUUCGAUCGAGAAGUGGCUGUUCGACGAGGCGGCGGCGGAGCAGGUCGCCGACCUCAUGGACCUCUCCGAUGGUUGCUGCUCCGUCCCAAUGAUGUUUUAAUUAAUUAGCUGCGGAAAUGAAAGAAUUAAACACUGUCACAUUCGAUACGCAACGCUGUGCACAUCAAUAAUUAAUUUUAUAUUAAUUAGCUACUAGAUGUCUAGGUUAAAAUAUUCUUGUCACUACAUAUACUUUGUAGCUAGCAGGUUUGUAAUUAUAUACAUGUGUGUCAGUGUCACUGGCAUCAAACGUCGGAACAAGAAUAAGAGAUAGCAACAGGUAAUUAACAGGUGUGAUUAUAAGUUCUGUAAGCAUGAUGUAAUUCAUUAUGAUUAUUUGUUGUUCAUUUUUUC